Messenger RNA from Aureobasidium subglaciale EXF-2481, 1323 nucleotides. RefSeq lists its product as uncharacterized. Bases 1 to 1323 code for a protein of 440 amino acids. The transcript is spliced from 2 exons. NCBI's taxonomy places the organism in Eukaryota, Fungi, Ascomycota, Dothideomycetes, Dothideales, Saccotheciaceae. The record is from RefSeq and is a predicted model, not a curated record.
AUGCCAGACUAUCAUCCCGUGGUGGAGAAAUAUGGCUUGCAGGUUCUGGAAGCUGCUGGCUUUCUCAAUGAUACAGAUGUACAGAUGACGCCGGAUCUGCGUGGUCAACUUGCCAUUGCGGGAUAUAGGAAUCCGGAGGGAGAAAUGAGGAAAAUGCUACAUCCAGUUUUCCGCAGAGAUUUGUGGACGAAUGCAUCGAAAGCACAAUUUGCUGUAAUGCAGCCAUCUAUUCUGCUAGCGACGGCUAUUCUGGACGAUCCGGUUACGUUGUGCUAUUUCCACGCUUUAACAGUGCCGGCGAAGGAAAUGGAGACGCUUUCGCUGGAUACUUGUACAGUGAGGACGGAGUGUAAAGUCAUGGAAAUACCGGAGUACUUGACUGCCGUAGAACAAAAUGAGAUUCUCGACAAGUUGUGCAAAACGCGGGAAUGGAUACAAUGGACAUUGACAGAUUCGCUUUUCGCAGCAACAGGUCAAACAAACCGUAUCGAAGACGAGGUUGGGAACAAGCGACCUGCCUCUAGCUCCAAAACAGCACAAUCAAUGAUCGAGAUAUCCUCCUACUUUACAGAAGUCCUACUCUACCACCGCGCCCUAAAAACAAACCCUCACGAUAGCCGCCACGAAGACAUCCACCUCGACACCCUCCUAACAGCAGGAAUAAAACCCUCACACCUACGCUCCCAAAUCUCUCUCAACUCAUCUAUGAACCGCACAAUCAUCCAGCUCACCAUAACCCUGCUCCACGAAUUCACCCACGCCUUUACAAUAGCCUGGCACGAACGCCAAGAUAGCUCCCCUUCAUCUCCAUCAUCCCUCCACGCCUCUAUUGCAGACACAAUGCAAGAUGUCCUCAAAGAACCCUUUUGUCCCGGGAACAAAAGCAACGAGCAAGGCUUUUGCUUUGAGAAUUACAUUUUCGGCGGGGUUGUGAAGCCCAUCCAUACACUCCUCCCUGUGCUCAGUGACGCCUUUGUCGCACAACAAAUGUGUUUGGCAGUUCUCGGUCUGAGUAUCUCUCAAACCUGGGAUAUCUGGGCUGAAAACGAUGGAAGCCAUGAUAUGGGUAUUGUGGAUGACAGUAAUAACAUGACAAGCCCUUUGGAAAGAGGCAACGACAUACAAUUCCCAGUUCCUGCAAAGUGGGUUUCUUGGUUGGUGGGGGAGCGGUGUUGGGGAGAGGAAGUGCAGAGGUUUGGCUUACAAGUUGCUGUCAAGGUGCCAAAGGUAAAGGGGUGGGGGGUUGUCAGGAAGGAGCAGGGGGAGAGGGGGGUUUGGGGCACUGGGGAGGAGAGGUGGGGGGGUUGUGGACGAGGGGGAUGA